Messenger RNA from Dama dama (fallow deer), 3309 nucleotides. It is a transcript of the gene QSOX1, whose product is annotated as quiescin sulfhydryl oxidase 1. NCBI's taxonomy places the organism in Eukaryota, Metazoa, Chordata, Mammalia, Artiodactyla, Cervidae. Gene Ontology annotation, cellular component: Golgi membrane. Gene Ontology annotation, molecular function: protein disulfide isomerase activity; flavin-dependent sulfhydryl oxidase activity. The record is from RefSeq and is a predicted model, not a curated record. The coding region runs from base 16 to 2268 and encodes 750 amino acids. The transcript has 12 exons. Gene Ontology annotation, biological process: protein folding.
GCGCGGCGGCCGAGGAUGGGGUGGUGCGGCCGCGGCUCUGGGCCGCCGCCGUCGCGGCUGCUGAUGCUGCUGUCGCUGCUGCUGGCGGUCCGUGGCGCUGGCGCGGCCCCGCGCUCGGCGCUCUACUCGUCCUCCGACCCGCUGACGCUGCUGCGGGCGGACACGGUGCGCCGCACGGUGCUGGGCUCCCGCAGCGCCUGGGCGGUGGAGUUCUUCGCCUCCUGGUGCGGCCACUGCAUCGCCUUCGCCCCGACGUGGAAGGCACUGGCCAACGACGUUAAAGAUUGGAGGCCUGCACUGAAUCUCGCUGCCCUGGACUGUGCUGAGGAGACCAACAGCGCAGUUUGCAGAGAUUUCAACAUCCCUGGCUUCCCGACUGUGAGGUUCUUUAAGGCCUUCUCCAAGACCGGCUCAGGAACCACGCUGUCAGUGGCUGGAGCUGAUGUGCAGACGCUGCGGGAGAGGCUCAUCGAUGCGCUGGAGUCCCACAGUGACACGUGGCCCCCGGCCUGUCCCCCGCUGGAGCCUGCCAGGCUGGAGGAGAUUACUGGAUUCUUUGCAAGAAACAAUGAAGAGUACCUGGCCCUGAUCUUUGAAAAGGAAGGCUCCUACCUGGGUAGAGAGGUGACACUGGACCUCUCGCAGCACCAGGGCAUAGCGGUGCGCAGGGUCCUGAACACGGAGCGUGACGUGGUGAGCAAGUUUGGUGUCACCAGCUUCCCAUCUUGCUACCUGCUGUCUCGGAACGGCUCCUUCUCCCGGGUCCCUGCGCUUACAGAAUCCAGGUCUUUCUACACCACUUACCUGCGGAAGUUUUCCGGGAGCACCAGGGGGGCUGUCCAGACCACAGCUGCGCCAGCCACCACCAGCGCGGUAGCUCCCACCGUGUGGAAAAUUGCAGAUCGCUCCAAGAUCUACAUGGCUGACCUGGAAUCCGCACUGCACUACAUCCUCCGGAUAGAAGUGGGCAAGUUCUCCGUCCUGGAGGGGCAGCGCCUGAUAGCCCUGAAAAAGUUCAUGGCGGUGCUGGCCCAGUACUUCCGCGGCAGGCCCUUAGUCCAGAACUUCCUGCACUCCAUGAACAACUGGCUCAAGAAGCAGCAGAGAAAGAAAAUUCCCUAUGGUUUCUUUAAAAAUGCGCUGGACAGCAGGAAGGAGGGCACUGUGAUCGCGGAGAAGGUGAACUGGGUGGGCUGCCAGGGGAGUGAGCCGCAUUUCCGGGGCUUUCCCUGCUCCCUUUGGAUCCUGUUCCACUUCCUGACCGUGCAGGCAGCUCAGGAAGGCGUAGACCAUUCUCAGGAAACAGCCAAGGCCCAGGAGGUCCUCCAGGCCAUCCGGGGCUACGUCCGCUUCUUCUUUGGCUGCCGAGAGUGCGCUGGCCACUUUGAGCAGAUGGCUGCUGGCUCCAUGCACCGGGUCGGGAGUCUGAACAGUGCCGUCCUUUGGUUCUGGUCCAGCCACAACAAGGUCAAUGCUCGCCUUGCAGGUGCCCCCAGCGAGGACCCCCAGUUCCCCAAGGUGCAGUGGCCGCCCCGUGAGCUCUGUUCCGCCUGCCACAAUGAACUCCGGGGUGCGCCCGUGUGGGACCUGGACAACACCCUCAACUUCUUGAAGACCCACUUCUCCCCAAGCAACAUCAUCCUAGACCUUCCUUCAGCUGGGCCGGGCCCCCGGAGGGGUGCACAGAGGAUGACAGUCAUCCCCAAACAGGUGGAGCUGGAGCUGGCAGCCAGAAAUUUUACCCUGGCCCCUGAGAAGGCUGAGAUCCCCGUGGGCUCAGGGAUAAAGGCCCCUGGAGCCACCAUGCCAGUGGCUGGACUUGGGGCAAAUCACCCCAAGAUGCAGGCUGGCCUCGGUGCGGCCACAGAUGAGCCCGACCCGGGAGCUCCUGAGCAAGUAGUGGAGCUUCACAGGGAUAAGUCGGAGCAGCCAGAGGGGGAGCAGCGCUUGAGCAGGAGAGACACAGGAGCCGUGUUGUUGGCCGAGUUCCUGGCUGGGAGGAACCUCCCCGGAGGCCCUUCAGAGCUGGGGCGAGUGGGCCAUGGCUCCCAGCAGCUGGCGGGCAUCCCUGACGGGGAGCCCGAGGCUGGGGCCGGGCAGGGCCAGGGCCAGUGGCUGCAGGUGCUGGGUGGGAACUUCUCCCACCUGGACAUUAGCCUCUGCGUGGGGCUCUACUCCCUGUCCUUCAUGGGCUUGCUGGCCGUGUACACCUACUUCCGGGCCAGGAUAAAGGCUUUGAAGGGCUAUGCCAGCCUCCCUGCCGCCUGAACUGUCCAACCCGGGAAUGGGGCAGGAUAGGAAGCUGCCGUCCACGGGCUCUUCCAGCCCCUUCUGCCCCCCUCCCCUUGCUCCUUGUCCAGGGACACCCAGCAAAACCAGUUGCUGCGGUGAAACCUCCCCGGGGCUUCUGGAAAGGGGUGAUCCAUCGACAGGGAGAUGUGGACAGAGCCCGGGUUCAUCUGUCAGCACAGGCAAGGGCAGCCUUGGGCAGCGGGGUCGGGAGGCUCCGUCCCCAGCCUCUCAGCGCCAAAUUCCUCUUUUUCAGCUUAUUUGAAGUCCUGCCUCAUUCUCCCCGAAGCUUCAGUGUUUCCCGCUUGGCGUUGGCCCUAAACUGGGGCCAAUGAGGCUGCAGUGUCCAAGGUUUCCCCUCUCCGGAGGAGGGGCCCCGGGACUGGAGUGGACCCCCUCCCUGCUUCCCAGGACUCCGUCCGUCCUGCUGCAAACAGCCCUUUGUGCCAGAGAAGGAAGGACUGCCUAUGGCCCUCUGUGCUUGCCCAUCCUCCAGCCCCUCAGACCCGCCCCCUGCCCCGACCCCCGGGUGGGGUUUGGCUUUGGAAGGGGCUCUGGAAGCUUCUGGAAGUCAUGUUGGUCUCCCAGGUGAGGUCUUUGGGAGGAGAGCCUCUGGCUGGCUCCUUUCCCAAACCUUGGGUACAGGAGGAACACAGGCUGGAGCCGGGGUGUGACGGUACUGGGCUGGGGUGUGGGGUUUAUGGAGGGCUGUCUGGGUCUCUAGUGCCUUAGCUGUGAGAGGGCCAGUGAAGCCUUUGCUCUGAAUGUGCUUUCUGCAUCGGGCUCAACCCAUCUCUCCGAUCUGGGUCUUCUGUCUUUUGAUUUUAGUCUCCAAAAUAGAUGCUAAUCUAUGACUGUGGGGGAUCUGGAGCGAGGAGAGCGCCGUCCCUCUUGAGGGUCACCUCCCAUCAUGUAGAGGUUAAAAGGGUCAUAGGGGAGGGUGACGCUGUCCGGAGGCUCGAUUCCCACUCCCCUCCACUGUUAGCGGGGGCUGUGGAAUAAAUUAUUUUGUUAAGGCAA